AUGAUGCUAACCAAGCAUGAGAUUAAUAGUGCUACUGCUGAUCAAGAAGAAGCAAUACUAUCAAUUUGUGACUGGUGUAUUGAGCCUAUUCUCUUGUCUGAUCCUCACUAUGCUUGCGCCGAGGGCGAUUACUUUCUCCAUAAGACUUGUUAUCAAUUCCCUGAUGAACUACAAACCCCAAAACAUCCCGAGCAUUUGCUUACACCGAUGACAGUAUUGGCUGUUGCUGGCAACUUUAGGUGUCAUGCCUGUCUAAAGGAGGGAAGUUGUCUCUACUAUGAAUGCAAAUCCUGUAAAUUCUACAUUUGUAUCAAGUGCGUGAGUGCGAGCUUGACAUCAGCUGUUUUGCACAAUUCUCAUAAGCAUCUCUUAACUCAGGUUGAAAACACAAAUCGGAUAACGUGCAAUGCCUGUGGCGUUGACAGAGGUAGUUUUGGAUUUGGUUGUGAAGAUUGCCAUUUUUAUUUGGACUACGAGUGUGCCCUGAUGCCACCUACAACCAAACAGAAAUGGGACGAGCAUAUGCUCGUGUUAUCUUAUCCUCCUUUUGUUGAACAUCCAGAUGAAUUUUGCUGUGUGAUCUGUGACCUCCAAAUGAAUCCCAAUGAAUGGAUGUACCACUGUCAUGAAUGUGACCAAUCGUUUCAUCCUUGGUGCAUUCCCCAGAUUCAUCAAAAUACCAAGUUUGGGCGUGCCAUGUAUGUAGAUGAGCACUCUCACCCUCUCACCCAUAUUCCCGAGGCAUAUGACGAUGCAAUCUGCCAUGGCUGUGAUAAUAAUUUUGAUGAUGGGGAAGAGGCUUUUCAAUGCACAGAGUGCAGCUAUUGUCUCCGUGCAGAUUGUGCUUGCAAAAGGGAAGUUCUAGAUCCUUGA
Messenger RNA from Coffea arabica (coffee), 873 nucleotides. Its product is annotated as protein VACUOLELESS GAMETOPHYTES-like. Lineage: Eukaryota; Viridiplantae; Streptophyta; Magnoliopsida; Gentianales; Rubiaceae. The record is from RefSeq and is a predicted model, not a curated record.